AUGUGCGCAUUCUCUCGUGCUUGUAGUUUCGACCCAUCAGUGUGCAGUCGUCAAACACUUGUUGUCAAUUCGAUUACUCGCGUCGCUGGAAUAAGAAGACUUAUCGAUUCCCUUCGCUCAUAUAAAGACUUCAAUCGGCGGAGCAUCCGACAUUACUACCUGAAGAAAAUGGUCGUGAAAACGUUGAGACUGGACGAGGAACUCGCGAACACGGGGUACUCGACUAGAUGGGUACUGGACAAGUUGGAAAAGCAUUGUGAUGACUAUGUGGCGGCGAAAGGAGACAAGAGAGUGGUUGAUGUAAGUCAUGAUCAUUGUCACGGAAAAAGAAAAAGUUCUCGAAGUUUCACGCACAUAGGUUUGUCUCGCAGGCGCAUGAUCUAUUUUCUCGAAUUUUCAAGUUGUGAAAUCAAUAGCUCACCCCUUUUUGGAUGAAGCUGAUAUAUUCAAGGAUCCUUGCAGACGGAAUUGCAUAGGAGAGAAAGAAAAUAGAGCUGAAUCCUUGUUGGGAUCACACACAUGCUAAAAAAGGCAUCUGCAACAGCAGAAAUUUGGAAAAAAAAUUCAAAAUUGAGACGAAUAUCUAACCCAUUCUUGCAGAUCGAAGCCAACGAUGUCUCCGACGGAAAAGGUUAUCUUUCGCGAGUGUUCGUCACCGAAGUCACGUUCCACGACAACAGCUCUUUCAAGUUGGCCAUGAAGAUCCCUACUUGCGAUAUUCUGGAAGAGAAGUUUCUUUCAAUGGAAGGAAUGAAAGAAGUGAGUUUUUAAAAAUUUCUUGCUGCCUUUUCAAGUUAGCGCUGUUCCCGUAAGCAAAUUACUUCAAGUGUGACGCUCAGGCUUUGAUAAAACCUGGCACAAGUUUAGAAAUUUUUGACAUAUGUGAGACUCCAAGAUCGCGGCUUUCUGAAAUGACAGAUAUUUUUCGGAAAAACGUGACACUUUUUCUGGAUUUGAAAAUUUUGUGGCUAUUUCUACCAUAGAGAGUAAUUUUUCUACAAAAAAUGUGGCCGAAAAGCUCUCUUUGAUCUCUUAUUGCUCUCCGCAUUUCGCGUACUCCCUCGGCGAUGAAGAUUUUUUAACAUCUUGGCUGCCCUUGUAAGGCAUGAGCUGGCCAUCCCCUAUGCCCGAAAUAUUAAACUAACCAAAUUCUGAGCGUCGCACUGGGGCAACUUCCCUGGUCGGUUAUAACGACUCCUUUUCCAGGACGUCGCCAAAGUGGUGGUGGAGAACCUCAUGGAAUCGCACAACAUUGAAUGCGACGCCAUUUCCUUCGUCGCGUCUUUCAAAGACUUCCCUGCGCCAAAAAUCUACUACGUCGAAAAGAUGCGAGAGGGCCGUGAAAGUGGCCUGGAAGGUCGAGAGGCGCCCGGUGUGAUCAUGAUGAACGCAUUGGACGGCGCGUCGUUGGGAGUUGUAAAGAGCGUCACCAAAGAGCAGUGCAUCAAUUUUGCGCUCGACUUCGCCACACUGCAUGAUCAUGUAGCGCAGGCGUCGGAGGAAAAAUGGAGAAACAAGUUUAACAGUACGAUGCAUUGGGAUACCGGAAUGGCCGAGACAGGGGUGAUGGCGUUGCAAAAGUUCGAAAAAGCAUAUCCUGGUGAGUUCAAGCAAUAAAACGUCAUCUUUAAAGUGCAGAAAAUGCAACUACAGGGACCUGAUCCAGUGGCAAAAAAAAGUACCGUUUUGCAUCCGGGAAGUAUCAAAAAAUGUGGCAAAAUGCUUCCCACUCCAAAAAACCAAGUUUUUUCACUUGGAUAGGGAGACAUUUUGCCACAUUUUUGAUGCUUCCCGUAUGCAAAAUGGUACGUUUUUUGCCACCGGAUCGGGUCCUUCACUGUAUAUAAAAAAAAACUCGUCUGUAAAUUGUAAAACAGGCUUCAACUUUCCCUAUUUCAGAGCUUUCCGAGAUCUGUGGCAUACUGCAAAACCUGGACUGGGUCAAAUACACUCUUUAUGCUCUAAAGCACCGUCCAGCACAGCUGAACGCCUGGACAUACGUUCACGGCGACGCAUGGACUAAUAACGUCAUGUUCAAGAAGAACCCGGAUGGGAGUGUCUCCGACCAAGUCUUGGCUUACAUCGAUUAUCAAAUUGGGUUUGAAGGUGAGCCGGAGCAAUCAAAAUCAGUUUUUUAUCCAUAAAAGUAAAUUAUUAAAAGUCAAUUUCAGGUAACCCAAUCUUCGAUAUCUGCCGAUUCCUGACCAUCUGCGCUGACGCCGAGAUUCGACGAGAGGCUGAGCCAGUCGUUCUGAAAACUUAUCAUGAUCGCCUUACCUCACUGUUCGCGAAGCGAGGAGAAAAAGUGCCCUAUAGUUUGGAGGAUGUACGUUUCUUCAGGCUUUGGUUGUAGCAAUUCCUUCCACAUUUCAGGUGCAAGAACUUUAUGACCUUUCCUUCGUCCAUCAAACCCUGCAAUCAGCGCUGGUUACGUCAUUCAUGGGAAAAGAACAUGCGGAACAAUUCACCCCGGAAGUAUUAGAAGCUCAGAUGGCGAAACUUUUACUCCGGUCUAAAUUUAAUCUUAUGGAUGCUGAGAAGAUUUGGAAAGCAAGAAAAUUGGCAAAAGUUUGUAGCGGUCUUGUCGCCGAUUCGUAA
Molecule: messenger RNA, 2598 nt
Organism: Bursaphelenchus xylophilus (pine wood nematode)
Lineage: Eukaryota; Metazoa; Nematoda; Chromadorea; Rhabditida; Aphelenchoididae
Source: the annotation of a GenBank genome assembly